AUGGUGACGCUUCUCUCACCUUACAUUCAAUCACAUAUCAACAACAACAACAAUGGAGAUGACUCUGACUCGGAAAGAGAACAGACAGUGUCUGUUGAGGCACAGGAGGCAUCGAACUUUGCGACGUAUGAACGCGCAUUGCGUGCACAGCAGAAGGCAAACUACCUUGAAGCACAGCAACAUUACCUCAACCUGCUGCACUCACCACUGUUGGGCGACGACCCAUCAAUCACAUCGGCAAUGCAGCUGCUCAAGUACUCCACACUCAAGAAUCUGGCAACGAUCUAUGAGUCAAUGGAUGAUAAGGAGCGUGCACUGUCAUACUUUGUACAGGCUGUUGAUCUCGACGGCGGCGAUCUACUCGUCUGGUUCAACAUUGGACGCAUAGCAUCUGAGCUGUCCAAGUGGAAUGUUGCCCGUGUUGCAUUUGAGACGGCACUGCGCAUGUCGCCAAGCCAUUGGAUGUCACUGGAGCGACUGGCCGAGCUACUGUUCAUCAUUGGCGACACAUCAUGCUGCAAGCAGAUCAUUCAACGUUCAUUGUCAAUCGACUCGAGCAACUCUAGGAUGCUCCUUCUAUAUACAGCUCUCCUGCGACAGGAGCCACAACAACAAGACAGCAGCAACGGGUUGCCAUUGGACAUAGACAGCCGCAAGAUACUCGACGACCCGAAUGCGCGCACCUAUAUCCAAGCACUCAUGAAGCGCCGUGAGAAGGUACUGUCGUCACAACAGAUCGACAUAUCGAAUCAGGACACAUCGACCUCUUCAGCAGGACCAUCAACAAGCCAAUAUGUGUUGGUGACUCUGUCUUGGGACUGUCUGCACUCCCUUCUCACAUCGAUCUACAACGCAAAGGGGACAUCAACUGACGCCCUCGACCAAUACUCAUUCGUCAAUAUCGUUGCGGUCAAUCCCUCUUCCGAUAUAAAGAUGAUCGAUGCCAGUGAGGACAAGCCAGAGAUCGAUCAACAACCGGACAAAGAACAGGAGCAGUCUGGCACAGAGCAGGAGCAACAGGACAAGACUGGAGCGCAGCCAAUGGACGAGGAGCAGUCGGACUCGGCACAGGACAGCGCGCCCUUAUCUGGCAGCUCAAACAGUGUGAGCGCGGCUCAAUCAGAGAUUGGCUCGCCCUCUGCCAACAGCUUGAACAGCAGCAGCAGCUCGGUGCCAACCCCAGCAACAGCACCAAAGCGACGUGAGAGGAUUAGAGGAGGUGUGGCAAAGGAGGAGAAACCAGAGAGCGAGAAACUGGACGAAUACGUAGACAAGUUGUUCAAGUCCUACAAGGUAGUUUCACCAGUUGUCAUGUCAAACUUGACAAUGGACAUUGAUCAACAACAGAGCAAACAACAACAACAAGGCAAGGGUAGUAAUGGCAAGGGUUCUACCACAACAACAGCGGUGCCGGAAACGAUGACUACAAUGACAAACAAUCAACAAGCAAUGGUAUCAAAGUUUGUCAAUGACACUGGUGUUACAAACUCAAGCCUCACCAUUGUCGACUGGAUGAUCACACUCCUGAACCAUCUCACACUCAAUCUUAGCAAAUGUCCAGUUGACGGCCCACUCCUCCAACAGCUCCUCGCGACCAGCGACACGAUUCACAAGCACACCAAUCAAUUCCAAAUUUACUACCUUAUGCUAGCAGAGAUAACAUUCGAUAGAAUAAUGACAGUCAAGGAUGGGAGCAAGGAUGAGCAGUUGAUGGACAAGACAAAGAAGAUGACGACAAAGAGUGCCAAGACAGUACAAGUCACUGAGGAGGACAAUGAGGCCAAGCUAUGCUAUCUGGUCCAGCAGUUGAAGUACAGAUGUUGGCAAUUCCGCGAAGACACACCUUACUACAUUCGAUACCUUUGGCUGGUUGCUCGCUAUGCCAAGCACAUGGGCGAUAUCAAUCUGGCAACAUGUCACUUCACUGAGUGCGAUGAGGUGUUCUCGCGAUGGGUCGCCACUCCCGAGUCCAAGAGCAACAACAUCAUCAUAUUGCACAAUUGUACGAACGAUCGAUUCAUCUCCAAGUCCACGCUUAGCGAACGCAUCGAACAUCUACAGGACCAGCAAGAGAAGAACAAGGCAUCACAACUAUUCACAAGUGGCGAGUUUGAUCAAGUGAUCAACAUACUGGAACCAUUGUUCCCUGAUGCAUUCGCCCUCAUAGACGUCAGCAGUGUUCUAAAGAUGUCCAUCAUCCUACUCAAGGAGUUGACUCCAUUCGUUACCAACAAUGACCUUAUCUCAAACUACUACACAAUCAUCCAACAAGCAUUCUCCCAUGACAAUAUGAAACCGAGUCUACUCAACGAACCAAUCUCCACACUCUCAGCCAUCCUCGCUCGCCUUGUAUAUCGAUUCUACAGGAAGAUUGUAUCAUAUGAAUGGCUUAGAUUGUUCAUGGAUGUGUACAAUGUUGACUUGAACUCAGCAUUGACAAUAUCCAAUCAAGUGAUGUUGUUGUCCAACCUACAUGGUGAGCUGGCCAAGAAGAAAUCAUGUUGUGGCAAAGAUGGCAAAUUCCUCUUGCACUACUUUGACCUCCUAUUUGGAUUCAUCACAUCAUCCGACGCAGAACUCAUUCCAACCGAUGUAGGCGAGAACCGAAUGGACAUGGCCGUACUCAAGCUGAUCACAGACCUCUCCCAAUGCUUCUACUGUCUCUUUGGUAUCAAGCUCACUAUAUUGACGGGCGAGGAGGACGAGAUCAAUGUCAGAUUGAAUCCAUGCGUGGUCAAGUCAAGCAGUAUGGUCCAAUCGAUUGGCAGUCGAAAGGACUUUAAGGAGUUGAUCGAGAAGCUCUACGAUCAGUUCCCAGAGCCACCCGAGCGCAUAACAAAGUAUCGUCAGGCAAUCGAUGAUUACUUUGCCGGCAAGAGUGAUGAGGUCAGAGACGUGGCCGAAGUGUCCUCGCCGCCUCGUGCCAACUUUAGUCAAAUCUUCAACAGAAGUGAGACCAAUGAUCAUGGCAACCUUGACCUCUCCGACCCACUAUUCGAUGACAUCUACACAGACAUCUACUACAUGUUUGCCACCAUACAGACUCAAGAGAACAUAUCAUUCAAAGAGGAGUUGCUCAAGAAAGACCUAUACUCCAAUCCAAACAGGAUAGCGACAUGGGACUUGUUGUCGCGAUCAUUCCAAACAGAGUUGACCAACGCCACUGGCGAGGAAGGAAUACUAGUCUCCACCUCUGAUGAAGUCCAAGUCAAGAUCUGGACACUCUAUGAUAAACUGAGAUGUAUAUAUAGAAGGAUCUCCAAGUUGACACCAACAGAUCAGAUAUUCAGAUACUUGGGAUUGCUACUAUAUGAGCGACAUUGCUUUGUGUCCAAAGAGUUUGCCAAAGACAAAGAGAACCUACAUAGCCUAUUCAUGGAGUCAAUGUCAUACUUUGAACAAGCCGAGAAGUUAUCCACAACUGAUUCAUGGUUCUACCCAUUAUACUAUGCCAAGAUAUCGUAUAAGAUGGGAAAACCACCUUCAGAGUACUUGGAGAUGUUUGAUCGUGCUGUAACAUUGCUCCCAACAUUCACCAAGAAGAACCCUCCAAUCGAACCAAUAUAUCGUCUACAUACUUGUCGCCUCAAGCUGAUACUACCAUACUCCUCACAACAUUUGGAUGAAGACCUCAUCACCCUAUUGGAGAAGUACAACUUCCAGCCACCAGCUACCGCCGCGGCUGGAACACCAACUACCUCAGCGAUCACAACAUCAGACGACAGCAACAAGAACAAUGACACAUCAAUGGGCGACGAUAAUCCCAACUCCACAACGACCACGACCACGAACACGACCACGACCACGACCGUCACAAGUCCACUCACAUUGGAGAAGCGACGCCAACUAAUCAUUGACAACGCGGUGGUAGCACUCAACUACUGCAAGACACUGAUAUCAUUCCAUCAUCAAUCUGGUUAUCGUAUAUCAUGGGCCAUCAGGCAACAGAGUGGACAUCAGAAGAGCUGCACAUCAGCGUUGGCACUGAGCGAGUUUGUCAGGCUGCUCAAGCCCAAGCUGUCGCGACUCGCUCGUGGCAGCGUGUGGAGUCUGUGGAACGAGGGCUACCUGGGCGAUGGCAAGCUGGACCGGUACUUUAGGAAGUACUACGACUUUUACAUCCAGCUGCUUGAGGAGAACAACGAGUUCACCAAUCUGGACAUCAUUCACUCAAAGACCAAGUUGGACAUCAAGUUCAAGGAGCAGGCAUCCAAGUGCUACCUGGCAUGCUGCAACGUGCUCCGAUAUCAGUUCAUGCAGUUGAUGACUGCAUCCCCUACACCGGCCAUUGUCACGGGGGUGGACGCUCAGCAGGAUCCACGACAGAAGAUAUUGCAGAGUCAAUGGGACUUGUACAUUGACGUGUCGCUCUAUCCUGAGCAUCGAGCACAUCUACUCAGAUUGAUGAAGGACUCCUAUCUAAUGAUGAACAAGACCAGUGUUGUUGACAACUCUCCAUCACCAGACGAGGCCAUUGUCAUUGAAUACUUUGAGAGGAAGUAUAGUGGCACGCAAAAGAGGAAGAAGAAGUCAACAACAACGGCCACAGCAUCAGCAUCUCUGGCAUCACCUACCACUGGUAACAUCAACACAGCACCAGCAUCAACGUCAUCAACUGUGGAAACACCAUCAAAUGUCAACGAUCAAUCUGAGAACAAGGCAGUGCCAUCACCCAGACCAUCAUCAUCAUCAGCCAGCAAUCAAGACGACAAGAGGAAAGCAGAUAGUCUAUCUCCCCCAUCCACUUCACAACAAUCAGGACAACAACGCGACAACAAGAAACUAAAGACUGAUACCUUAUAG
Acytostelium subglobosum LB1 is the source of this 4803-nucleotide messenger RNA. RefSeq lists its product as hypothetical. The record is from RefSeq and is a predicted model, not a curated record. Gene Ontology annotation, cellular component: nucleus. Gene Ontology annotation, molecular function: protein binding; nucleosome binding. Bases 1 to 4803 code for a protein of 1600 amino acids. Gene Ontology annotation, biological process: chromatin organization. The transcript has 11 exons. Lineage: Eukaryota; Evosea; Eumycetozoa; Acytosteliales; Acytosteliaceae.